Messenger RNA from Condylostylus longicornis, 1275 nucleotides. RefSeq names its product ecdysone-induced protein 75B-like. The record is from RefSeq and is a predicted model, not a curated record. NCBI's taxonomy places the organism in Eukaryota, Metazoa, Arthropoda, Insecta, Diptera, Dolichopodidae. Gene Ontology annotation, molecular function: RNA polymerase II cis-regulatory region sequence-specific DNA binding; zinc ion binding; nuclear receptor activity. Gene Ontology annotation, biological process: hormone-mediated signaling pathway; cell differentiation; negative regulation of transcription by RNA polymerase II. The transcript is spliced from 3 exons. The coding region runs from base 1 to 1275 and encodes 424 amino acids.
AUGACAGAAACCAAUAAGCAAAAUAAAGAUAUCGAAUGUCAAACUGAACAAAACGAUAAACAAGAAACAUCAAAAUAUUCUUGUCCUUGGAAAAAAAUUCGAUAUGCUAGAGAAUGGAAACGCCAUAAAGAUAUGGAGCAAGAAGAAGAGGAAAUUCGAAAGCAACAACAACAUCAGGAACAAGAAAAACCACAACAGGAACAAGAAUCAGAUCAACAAAAGACAUUUUCUGAAACCAAAAUUGUAGCAAAUAAUGAAAAUGAACAAACCAAAUUAAAUGACAGUAAAAAUGAAAUUAUUCUUAAAGAGAAAAAUAUUUGUGAUAAAGAAGAAGACCUUAAUGAAACUGAAAAAAUUGAAAAAUGUUGUACAAAACAAUUAUAUGAUGAUAUAGAAAUGCAACAGCAACAUCAACCACAAGUAAAUUCAGCAAACACAAAUCACUAUAAUAAUAAUGAAAAACAAAUGACAACAGUUAAUAAUGGUAAUUGCAUGAAUUUCCAAAAAAUAUUGCAACAAGAACAACAUCAACACCAUCAUCAUCACCAUCAUCAUCAUGGUCAUCAACAACAACAUUGCCGUCGUGAUAGUUCUGACAGUAAUUCUAGUUUAUUAAGUUUAUCAAGUCAAUGUUCUUGUUCAUCGAACAGUUUAAACGGUAAUAGUCCACCUUAUCACACUCAAUCUACUACAUCAUUAUUAGCUAUUGACAAAUGCUAUUGUAAUAUUCAAUCAGCAAAUAAUAUGAAUUGUUGUAACGAUUGCUCAGAUUCAACUUAUGAUAUUAAUAAUUGUUGUAAUAAUAAUAGUGGCAGUGACGAUGAUAUGAAUUGCUGUUGUCACCAUGGUAUCGACUUACAUAGUAGCAAUGAAUCAAUGAACUAUUUAUGUAAAAAAUUUGAUGAAAAUUUAAAAUCAGAUAAUACUGCAGAUAAUAAUUGUAAUAAUGGUAAUAAUAAUAUUAAAAAUAACAGCAAUAAUUGUAAAGACAACACAAAUAAUGCAGCAACAAUUGAAAUUAUUUUGGAUGAUAAAUCUACUGCAACUAGUUGUAACAAGAAUUCUAAAUGUAACAAUGGUUUCUUCCGACGUUCCAUUCAACAAAAAAUUCAGUAUCGUCCAUGUACAAAAAAUCAACAAUGUAGUAUUUUACGUAUUAACCGUAAUCGUUGUCAAUAUUGUCGCUUGAAAAAAUGUAUAGCUGUUGGAAUGAGCAGAGACGGACAAGAGGUUAUUGACCAGCAUACAAUAGCAAUGUUGCUUGUUGCAGUAUAG